Molecule: messenger RNA, 4514 nt
Organism: Maylandia zebra (zebra mbuna)
Lineage: Eukaryota; Metazoa; Chordata; Actinopteri; Cichliformes; Cichlidae
Gene: klhdc7a
Product: kelch domain containing 7A
Molecular function (GO): protein binding
Source: RefSeq, a predicted model, not a curated record
UCAGAUGUUGUCGUUCUAUAAGAAAGAAGUGAAAGCACAUGACUACAAUGCACAUGAUAAUCGUCUUCUGAAUGCUCCACCUGAAGCUAGAAGCAGUGGUGAGGAUAAGAGGUUGCACAGAGCAUUUGUGAAUUAUUCAGGAGGCAAAUGUGCUUGCAGAGUCCAGUUUCCUUUUUGUUGUCUGCAGGCUGUCCUAUCAGAUGAACAAACAUUGCCAGUGUGGGCUCGGAAAUCUGACACACCCUCUGUACGAGUCCUCACGUGAUGCAUCUUUACAAUGCUUCUAAACACGCUGUUAAGAUGAAUACUAUUUUGUUGUUGACCACAGCCUCGCUGCUGUGUUAUCAACAAUACAAAUGGCAGCUUGGCAGCAGCAACUGAGCAACAACUCUCCCAUGAGGCAGAAAUACAUGUUUGAAUCUAGUAUAGUGUAGAGAAAUAAAUGACACUCCCAAGGUUAUGUGUACAAAGACUUCCCAUUUUAUUUGCAUUACACAUGCUUUUAUUGUUCAGAUGGUGCUCUGUACACUUUAUUGUGUUUAUAAUAGCAUGUGACUGCCAUUUAAGUCUCUGAUACUAAUCUUCAGAUCAUCUUAACAGAGACUAACUUAAGCAUCUGCGCUGGCAGGGAAAGGACCUUUAAUAUGGAGCAUGGCUGUGCAAACAGAUGUAUCCUGGUUAAUAAGUAUUUGAUAAAUGUCAGGUAUCAUUACUCCCCGCCCUUUAUUCAAACCAUGAUUUCCUUCUGGAGAGCUAGAAGUAUGUUUAAGCAAGUGAAGAAGAGUUAUCUCUCAUAAUAUUUUGGGGAAUUGUUUUAGAAAUGUACAUAAUACAUUCUAUGCAUGAAAACAGCAAGAUGCUGAAACUGAAACGUAACCCUGCAAAGUAAGGCUUUGUAUUGCGGUAACUUUAACUCUUCCAUUACACAACAUAACAUUUGAAUAGUUGUGGGAAAAGGCUUUGUUGAGUCAACAAAUUGCAUAACCAAAUAUUGAUCUAUGGCGUAUUUACAUAUUCCGUGUAUGGAUACUGAAGCUGCAUGUGACUUGCCACAGGUGGUGCAUGAAAGGGCCCCGCCUCUGCAGAGCCAGUGAUGCAAAUUGUGCCUCAAGAGCUAUCAUUUUACACUUGAUCCUUUGGGCACGGAGGCACAGUCAUCAGAUCACAGCAGCUCUCUUACAAUGACAACCAGACAGUUACUAUCAGCUGAGAUGCACUGACAAUAACGCUCAAUAGGAUCAGCCAACCAACUAUUGCCACCAACAUUGCUACAGCUAUGCCCAUUGCGGAGCUUUUGGGAGUCCAGUUCGACAUGCAGCUGCUGUGGAAACUUAGUGUCUCUGCGGCUGCAGUGCUGCUGGUUUCUUGGGGCUACAGGUUCUACAGCUCCAGGCAUCGAAGAAGAAUCCAGCUCUAUGUCAAAGACAAAGAGCCAGGAAAUGCAACCUGCCAAAACUGCGAGACAACACUUCAACAUCAAAGCUCAACAAAACAUGAGACAGAUGAUGCGGGCCAGCAAUCCAGAUCGUUGCUAGCAGAUUCAGAUGACCUGACACAUCAGGUUAAAACAAGUGAGGAUGUGUUUGCAACAAACGAUGACCACGAUACCAGCAUGGAUGAAGAGAUAAUCACUUAUGAGAAGCAGGGACAGGUUGCCACCAGUAAUGUUAUGUUUGGAUCUGCUCUGAAACUCCCUGAUCCAACAGAGAGUGGGAUGGUCAGUACAACGGGGCGGCGCUCCCCUUGCAUUUUGCAGAAGCUGGAGAGAAGUGUGGGUGUGGGCCGAGAGUUAAGACAGGACCUGGAGAGCAAAGGGUCCUACUCCAGCUUCCUCUCCAAGGCAGAGGUCAAAGUGGAAGAUGCAAACAUAGUGCUAGAAGGGACAGGAGACCAGGUUGUGCGUGGAAAGAUAUAUGAUUACUAUGUUGAGUCAUCUUCUCACUCUAUUACAGAUAUUAAUACGGUACUUUCUCAGUAUGAGAGGGACUUUGAAUCAAAGCCAGGGGAGUUUGGAAGCCAUGGCAGCAGUUUCAGAGAGUCUCCAUCGUCUUUAAACCCCAUCACUAUUCGUGAUCUGGUUUCACCACAAAGCACUGUUAAAGAUGCUUCCUCGCCAGGGUGCCUCAAGCUGAGAAAACCCCCAAGGCCUGUACUCUUACGCAAAGAGAGCUAUCUGUCUGCAGCACAGGAGUCUGAGCUUUCGAUCCCCUUUCUAACUUCAAGAGCCUCAACUCCAGUGACCCACUCUCGGGCUAUAGCUGGCGAUGAAUCUCUCUCUGUUCACCCAAUUAUCAGUCCUGCUACUGACAGCAAAAUCCUUAAUGUGAAGGAGGGGAUAGAUAGAGAGACUGCAGAAGGGGCUCCAUUUUUAGACUUUCAAGCAAAAAUUCUUGAUGACACAGAUUUAGAAGUCUUAAAGAGUAAGCUUGAUCUGGGUAAUUGUUUGGAGACACUGUGCCUUGCUAAGAAACAUGGCCAGACAUCUUUGCAGAAAGCAGCCCUGGGGGUCAUGUCUGAUAACUACCUCCAUGUGCUCAGGGAUCCCAGCCUUUAUGGGCGGCUAAUGGCUGGUGAGCGGGAACAAAUCCAGAGGCAAAGAAUGAGGGGGAAGAGGUUUGUCAUGGUUGCAGACAUGGAUCCUCAAGAUUGGGUCAGCAACACUGAAGGGCGCAGAGCAACAUCAGAGCAGAGGAGGACAUCAAGCGCAGUGUACUAUUAUGAUGACUACAAAGACACUUGGCAUACACUCUGCCUAAUCCCACAGGAGGUCAUCUCUAAAGCCUGUGCUAUGUGCACAAUGGAUAACUACUUAUUCGUGGCAGUGGGCUGCCAAGGCACUGACAGAGAAAUGACACCCUCAAAGCGAGUGUUCUGCUACAAUCCUUUGACAUCCAUUUGGAAAGAGAUCAGUCCUAUGAAUGAAGCCAGGCCCCGCUGCAAACUGGCAGCACUGGAGGGCUACAUAUAUGCAAUUGGAGGAGAGUGCCUCUCCACAGUGGAGCGCUACGACCCACGAUUGGACAGAUGGACAUUUGUGGCUCCUCUGCCUAAUGAUACAUUCGCUGUGGCACACCAUGUGACAGUGUGCGAUGGAGAGCUUUUUGUUUCUGGAGGAACUCUUAAAUACAUGCUACUACGCUACAACCCCAAAACUGACACCUGGAGGCCAAGUCUCAUAGUAGGCAGCAAAUACAAGACUGUAGAUAUUGUGGCUGUGGGAAGAUUUUUGUAUCGGUUUGAUGUCAACCCAGUCUUGGGUGUCAGUGUGUACCGCUACCAUACGGUGGCCCGACUGUGGUAUGAGUGCAGCUCCAAACGGAUUCUGCAUUGCCCUGCGUUUCAGUGUGUCGCGAUGAAUGACACAAUAUAUUGUGUCAGUCGCCACUUCACCAUGAAGUUCGAGGCUGAUGAGAUCUCUCCUGCUUUCAUAGAUGAGGAUUUGAGCAUACUCUCUGCAGCCAAGGGCACACUUUUCCCCUUUAUUCUUUCACUACCUGAUAAGAAGCCUCAGCAGACUAGUGUGUAAUGAGGAUUCAAUUUUCCAUUGAUGGUAAGAUUAGAUUGUGAUUGAGUAUCCUUACAAGAGCAUGCUUUACAUCAAGUUUAUUGUUGCCUGGGUGAGUUUUGCUUCGGUCAGGUUUAUGUUCAACUCAGCCCAGCCCCAAAUUUCAUUGCAAAAUUGCAACCACUUUUCUAUCAUUUUUGAAGUGUUAUAAAGAUUCCCUUUCCACAAAGCAAGAAAGCAUCUGUUUCUAAAAGUACUUUAUUUUUAUUGGAUUGCGUAUUACAGAAAGAAUUGUGUUUUCCUCAUGUCUCAUUCUUGGCAAUAGAUGUAAAUUAUAAGACUCUUAAUGGUAGUCAAACUACUGUUUACCUAGAUUUACACAGGAUGUGCUGCCAUUGAAACUGUUUGCUACUUUGAUUUGCAACUUCUUCUUGCUAUUAUGUUAGUUUUAUAUCAUCCCAGAUGCUUAAUCUCUUUAAUCCAAAGAUAAUUCAUAAAAAAGCAUCAGAGUAAACGAAAUCAUUCAGCGCUAACUGAACAAGAAUUUAACAAUAUAAUUUUAAUCUAUUACUGUGUCCCCUUGUGUAGGGCACAAAUAUAUUUUACACAGUGGCCUGAAUACAACGUCAUUACUUACAGUUGCUCUUUAGAUAUGACAUGAUGUAAAUGGGUAUGCCAUGCAAUAUAAAUAGGUAAGCUUCGAAAGCAUUUGUCACUGCACUGAAACACUCAGACUUGUAGUUAUUUCUGUCAUUUCAGUCACCUUCUAUGGUGGCAAGAAAGAUGUGUAUUUGUUUUCAAUGUGAAUAAGAUUAAGAACAUCCUCAGCUCAUUGUACCAAAUGAUAUCUUCACUUUGUUAUCUAUUGUUUUAUAAACAUCAGAGGAAUUUAGAAAUUUGUCAUUCAGUGAAUAUUAAUCCACACUUAGUGACUAAUUCUAUUAAGAUGUCUAUUCUGCUGUUUGUGUGACUUGUAAAAAGUAAUAGAAUAAUACAAGCUCAAUCUAAA